UGGUCGCUGCGGUCUGGAGGAAGGGAGCAGACGGGGUGCUGGGAUUGGAAGGAGGGCUGCUUGUUGGCAGGGAUCAGGGGUCCACCCACCAGAGGCAGGGUCAGGAUCCUCAAAGGGGCGUCUUGGGAGGGAGAGACGCAGGGUGUUCCUUGUUUAGGAAUAAGUGGAUGGUCCGAUAGCAGGAGAUAGUGGGAUUGAGGCAGAAAUCCAGGCUGGAGUCAGCAUUGAUUAGAGGACAGCCAGAAACAACCUGGUGGCCCAGGAGACAGGCAGGGGCAGCCGUCUGAGGAACUGUGGCUAGUUAGUCGGCCCCUCAAUCUAGAUGGGCUGGUUCCAUGAUAAUCAAACCCCCUGUAGAGGGCGUCCACCACUGCAGCAGCCUGAGUGGGUGUGAACGCUCAGGGAGCAGAGUCCUCAACCGGCAGAGGAGACAGACCUAGUUCCCCAGCUGGGGAAGGUGAUACCGAGGUUUAGGGCUGGAGUGCAUUCUUCCGAGGCUGAGAGGGGAGAUUCAAAGAGAAGUCUUCCGGGAUGGUCAGCCCGUGAGCGCUGGUGAGCCAGCCAGCUGGUUGUCGGGAGAAACCGGUUCUAACGGAGCCAGCUGGGUGCCCCACUCGGCGGUCAGAUACUGAGAGUGUCAGUUGGAAGCAAUCGGUGUCUUCCAGACAAAGAGACAGCCAGAGAGGGUCAGUUAGAUGUGCUGACUGCCAGGGAGAAACAGGCAUCUCGCCCUGCCUUUAGUUAGGGACACUUGGGUGCUCAGAGACGGGCAGACAGCCUGUUGCCUGAAGAUGGGGAAGUCAGCCUGAGCCAGCCGAAGGGUCAGUUGGGGCAUCAUGUAGCCAGCAGGCUGGAGGUGGCUGGUGUGUCGGGGAGCAGAGAUGGGCAGCUGAUGGAUCGCACAGUUGGAGACAGUGUCAGGUGGUCAGCCUGACCAACACGCAGGGCCAGUCAUAGGCUCAGCCAGACCAUCAGAGGCUGGCAGGAAGCUCAGAUGGCCGGUGGGCUGUUGGUCUGAGCAGAGCCACGCACCCGGUGGUUAGUCACUUGGGCAGUCUGAUUAUCAGGACGGCAAGCCAGGGACAGUGCAGGGAGCCAUUUGGACUUAGGGCUGUCCUGCCUUGCACGGCCACACAGACUCUGUCGGGAGACCCCCAGAUGCUCAGUGCCCAGAGACGGCCAAGCCCUUGGACAUCCAGCCUCUCCGUCCUCCCACCUGAACGGCCUGAUGGCAGCCUCCCAGCUGGCAGCACUGGGAGGAACAGAGUCAGGGGCCGGGCAGCUGCCCCUGACCGAGGCCACUCCCAGCUUCCUGUAUUCCGAGGGCCAGAGGCUGGCGCUGGAGGCUCUGCUGAGCCAGGGUGCGGAGGCGUUUGAGGCCUGCGUGCAGCGCGAGGGGCUGCGGCCCUUCCUGAGUGGAGAUGAGCUCCGGGGCCUGGUGGCGACGGCUGAGGACUGGACGGCAGCGAAGCAGGAGCCUAGCAGGGCAGCAGAGGGAGCCACCGCCACCGAUGGGGGCUUGGGCAGCCUGACCUACUGGCCUGGACAGUCAGAGGAGCCGGUGCCCAUGCUGCGGCUGGGCUGGCCGGAGGACUCAGCCUGGAAGGGUAUCACCCGGGCACAGCUGUACACGCAGCCACCUGGCGAGGGCCAACCGUCCCUCAAGGAGCUGGUGCACCAGGAAAUCCAGGCCGCCCACAAGCUGGUGGCCGUGGUCAUGGAUGUCUUCACUGAUCCAGACCUGCUUUCGGACCUGGUGGAUGCUGCCACACGCCGCUGGGUGCCCGUCUACCUGCUCCUAGACCACCAGCAGCUGCCUGCCUUCCUGAUUCUGGCCCAGCAACUGGGGGUGAACCCCUGGGCCACUGAGAACCUGGACAUCCGAGUCGUGCGGGGCUGCAGUUUCCAGAGCCGUUGGUGUCGGCAGGUGAGCGGCAAUGUCCGGGAAAAGUUUGUGCUGCUGGACGGCGAGAGGGUCAUCUCAGGAUCCUACAGCUUCACAUGGAGUGACUCACGCCUGCACCGUGGCCUGGUGACCCUGCUGACCGGUGAGAUCGCCGAUGCCUUCAGCCGAGAGUUCCGGACACUCUAUGCGGCCUCCUGGCCGCUCCCGCCCGCGCCCACCCCGGGUCCCUUUGUCAGAGCCCUGGGGGGGUUGCAGCUGGCCUACAGCCCGCAUCACGUGGCCCGCCGCUGCUCCGUGGCCCCCCUGUUGCCGCCACCACUGCCUGAUGGCUCGCUGGCCCAACGCCUGGCCGCCUGCCGAGUCUUCGAGGGGGACAGGCAGGAGACCCUGGCCAAGCCAGGGCCAGCUCUUAGCGACAUCCUGAGGAGUGUACAGCGAGCCUGGACCCCCAGUGGCCCCCUCGCCCAGCACAGCCGCUCCCUAUGGGACCUGAGCCGCCUGUCCCAGCUGUCAGGCUCUAGUGACGGUGACAAUGAGCUCAAGAAGUUCUGGGGCUCCAAGGACACCCCAGCCAAGGCUCUGAUGAGGCAGCGGGGCGCUGGAGGGGCCCCCGGUGGUGAGGCGGACUCCGGUCCGCUGGCCCCGUCCCAGCCCUGGGGUGGCCCCUUGCCUCUCAUCCCUGCCCGCCGCCUCCACCAUCCGUCCCCGACCCGAAGGCGGUUUGGUGAAGAUGCUGCCUCCAAACUCCCAGAACCCAGAGGCAUCCGGCAGCCAGACCGGGCCGCCCAGCCAGGACUCAGGGGGCGGCGCUGACAGGAGCCGAAGCCAAAUGGGGCUGGCCCCGUCCCAAGACAGUCGGACAACUGUUGCUCAAAGCCCCCCUGCCUCACUGUUGUACCUUGAACAAGGCUCUGACCUCAGUGUCUGGGAAGUGGAAGGGAUUUUUUUUGUUUUUUCUUUUCUUUUCACUUGUUCUAGAACUUGGACAAGCCCGGUGCUCACUCUAGACCUCAUUGUCACAGCCUAGAAAAUGGGCAUAAGGUCUCCACUAGCUGGCAUCCUAGAACAGCACACAUCGUGUUCCGGCCAGGUCAGAACUUCUCUGAGGAGAGGCCUGGCUGAGUGGCCCCCAUGCUGGAAUUGUGUGGAGUGAAGAUGGGGCGUCCCUGGGGCUGAGGG
Messenger RNA from Aethalodelphis obliquidens (Pacific white-sided dolphin), 3085 nucleotides. It is a transcript of the gene SACK1E, whose product is annotated as scaffolding CK1 anchoring protein E. The transcript has 5 exons. Gene Ontology annotation, molecular function: protein kinase binding. Gene Ontology annotation, biological process: signal transduction. NCBI's taxonomy places the organism in Eukaryota, Metazoa, Chordata, Mammalia, Artiodactyla, Delphinidae. The record is from RefSeq and is a predicted model, not a curated record. The coding region runs from base 1229 to 2719 and encodes 496 amino acids.